AAAUACAGUCGCGCGCGGCUCUGUCAUUGGUCUGUGUGCUGUUCAGCAGUAACUAUGAAGGGAACAUGAGGUGUCCUCUAACAACAGAACAUCAGAAGAGCAGAUUGUACCGAGGAACUUGAUGCACACCAAGUGCUCACAAGAAAGUUGUGCUUUUAACACAUGAUCUGAGCAGGAAUGGUGGGAUAUGAUCCUAGCGCCCCCGGUUCGGCUCUUACCCCGGAGGAAGCUGCCCUGGCCGGGUCAGCGGCCGGCAUGGUAACCCGUGCCCUCAUCAGCCCUCUGGAUGUCAUCAAAAUCAGGUUUCAGUUGCAGAUCGAGCAGGUGUCCUGGAGGAAUCGUCAGGGGAAGUACUGGGGUUUAUGGCAGGCCACGCGCUGCAUUCUGACCGAAGAAGGUCUUCCUGCGUUCUGGAAAGGACACGUUCCUGCCCAGCUGCUGUCUGUGUGUUACGGGGCAGUUCAGUUUGCGAGUUUCGAGGCCUUGACAGAGCUGGUCCAUAGGAAAACCCCCUAUAACAGCCAGACCCCAGGAGUCCAUUUCCUCUGUGGCGGUUUGGCCGCCUGCUCCGCCACCUUCUCCUGCCAGCCGCUGGAUACCCUGCGGACACGCUUCGCUGCCCAGGGCGAACCCAAGAUGUACCGUAACCUCAGGCAUGCCGUCGGCACAAUGUUCCGCUCCGAGGGGCCCUUCGCCUUCUACAGGGGCCUCACACCCACGCUCGUGGCCGUGUUUCCAUACGCAGGCCUGCAGUUUUUCUUUUAUAAUAUCCUGAAGAAACUUCUGGCACAGCAGGACUCCAAAUCUAAAGGAGGUUUGCACAGUCUGGUCAGUGGCAGUUGCGCCGGAGUCGUCAGUAAAACUCUCACGUAUCCUUUCGACCUGAUUAAAAAGAGACUUCAAGUGGGUGGAUUUGAACAGGCCAGGAUGAAGUUUGGACAGGUGCGCACAUAUAAUGGGUUUGUGGACUGUGUGGUGAGGAUCGGCAGAGAGGAAGGGCUCCGGGGUUAUUUUAAGGGACUCUCCCCGAGUCUCCUGAAGGCCGCUGUGUCCACGGGGUUCACCUUCUUCUGGUACGAGUUCUUCAUCAAUGCCAUUGUGAGCCUCAAGAGCAGCUAGUGAGCAAACCUCAUCGAGAGACAUUUUAGAUCAUCAGAUCCGAUGUAACUUAACUUGCGUUUUACGGUGUGUAGAUGUAUUAGGACCAGAAAUAUAUUUUUUACCUCUGACUUGCCUAAGCCUAAACUAACCAUUGUUACUCACAGACAUUAAUGUCUGUGUAUUUUGUUUGCACUGCAUCAGAGUCUAUUUUUUUAUAUAUAUAUGUGUAUACACACACAUAUAUACAUACAUACAUGCAUAACACUGGAAAUUAGAAUGUUUGAACUAUAGUUUUUUUUCUGUUUUGCAUUUCAAAACAUUUAAACCAUAUAGCAAGUAUAGUGCAUAGAAUAUUCAGUCAUCUGGUUUACAAAAAGUUUAAUUUUGUGUGUUUUAUUUCAUUGUUAAGGUUUUCAAAUGGUGAAUGGUCCAAAAAUGUUUUGGAUGAAUUAAAAAAAAUUAAUAUCAAUUUAGAUAUAUACAGAUGAAAGAAGAACAGUUUGUUUCCUCUGGCUGUUAUCCCCAUAUUUAUAUUUUUUUUUAUUGUAGGCCUACUUCCUUUCUGACAAUAAGAAAAACAAGGUUCAUAGUGGUUAUACUUUAUAUCUGUGUACUCCUGUAUAAAAACACAUUUAUUUAGGGGAAAAAAGGGGUGAAGCAACUAUUUUUGUAAUAAAAAAAUAUUUUAUUCUGGUUCUCUUUGUAUCCUGUCCUGCUUUUAUUCAAUUAUUUUGGGGGGAAAAUAAUGUUUCCUAAUAUUUAGUUAUAUUCAGUUUCAGAUCCACAAAAAAACACCUUGUCAAUGUGAAUUGAGGUGUAUAAAAAGCCUUACAUUUACUUAAAAUGUCAUUUCUACAUAAAACACACAUACUCACUGUAAAACUAUAAAAAAAAAAUAUUUUAAUUAUUUAUCUUUCAGAUUAAAUCAGCAGGGUAAACCAUAACUAUUUCUUCAUAUUUGUAUAACACUGCUGUGACUAAAUCUCAUACACUUCUAAGCAUCCCACAUCA
Pimephales promelas (fathead minnow) is the source of this 2112-nucleotide messenger RNA. It is a transcript of the gene slc25a19, whose product is annotated as solute carrier family 25 member 19. The record is from RefSeq and is a predicted model, not a curated record. Gene Ontology annotation, biological process: transmembrane transport. NCBI's taxonomy places the organism in Eukaryota, Metazoa, Chordata, Actinopteri, Cypriniformes, Leuciscidae.